AUGGAGGAGAACACGUGUGUGUUUUGUAAGAAAGUCGUUAGCUCGCUGCAGCAUGGUAUCACAUGUGACGUUUGUGACCGCUGGCAGCAUCGCACCUGCAAUACAGGCAUAUCCGCGACAGAAUAUUUUAGUGCAAAGAGGGGGGAUAUUGUUCUUACCUUCAUCUGCAAUGACUGCCGCAACCGCCCUACAACACCUGACAUCAGCCUAAACAUCAGCCUAAACUUAGAAAAUGUCGCGCAGUCGACUAUGCUUGAGAUGUUGCGGCACUAUUUCGACGGCUUCAUCAUGAGAUUUUCAACAAGGGCAAUAACCACUGACUGGCAGAGACUUGAAGUAGGCAUCGUUACCGGGUGCACAAUUUCAGUGGUGCUGUUCGCAGCAGCCAUGAAUCUGAUAGUGAAGUCAGCGGAGAAGCCAUCAAGAGGACCCAAAAUGACUUCGGGGUGUAUCCAACCACCAACGAGGGCAUUUAUGGACGAUAUGACUAUUACAGCAAAGUCGUACGUCGAGGGAAGGUGGAUGCUGCAAGACAUUGGCGAACUUAUCGAGUGGGCCAGAAUGAAGUUCAAACCCCAGAAAUCAAGGAGCAUGGUUUUGAGGAAAGGAAAGAUUCAAGAGAGUGCAAGAUAUAGAAUCAAAGAUCAGCUCAUCCCUACUGUUAAGGAGCAACCAGUGAAGUGCCUCGGGAAGUGGUUUCGAGACUCACUCAAUGAUAAACAGAGUAUCAAAGACACGGUAGUGCAAAUGGAGAACUGGUUGAAAGAUGUGGACAAGUGUGGUCUGCCAGGAAAAUUCAAGGCCUGGAUUUACCAACAUGGCAUCCUACCACGCCUAUUGUGGCCGCUGCUGGUGUACAGUGUACCGUCAUCAACAGUGGAAGCAAUGGAAAGGACAAUAAAUUCAUUCCUCAGGAGGUGGAUGGGGGUGCCAAAGAGUUUCACCAGCCUCGGUUUGUACUGCACAGGCAGCAAGCUGCAGAUACCUCUCAGAUCACUGACGGAGGAAUACAAGGUCACAAAGGCUCGGAAAGUCAUUAUGCUACGAGACAGUAGAGAUGAGAAGGUUAGAGAAGCAGGAGUGCAGGUCAACACCGGGGGAAAGUGGAGGGCCGACAAGGCAGUUGAAGAGGCUGAGGCUCGUCUUCGGCACAGCGACAUUGUCGGUAAUGUUGCACACGGGCGACUAGGCUUCGGAUGCGUCACCCGUUCGCAGUGGAGCAAAGCCAGUGCAAAAGACCGACGCACCCAAGUGCAGGAAGAGAUUCGCCGAAUGGAGGAAGAAUCCAGGCUCACCAGAGCUGUUACCCUACGGAAACAGGGAAAAUGGCUGAACUGGGAGGGAGUACCCCAGAGAAAGCUUACAUGGAAUGCGAUCUGGACCAUGGAAAGCGACAGACUUAGUUUCUUGCUCAAGUCUGUCUACGACGUGCUGCCAAGUCCAACAAACCUAGUGACUUGGGGUCUUGCCGAAAAGCCAGAUUUCAAGCUCUGUGGAAGACCAGCGAAUCUGGAUCAUGUUCUUGAGCUCAUGCAGGACAGCCCUGUCUGA
Dreissena polymorpha is the source of this 1551-nucleotide messenger RNA. RefSeq lists its product as uncharacterized. The coding region runs from base 1 to 1551 and encodes 516 amino acids. Lineage: Eukaryota; Metazoa; Mollusca; Bivalvia; Myida; Dreissenidae. The record is from RefSeq and is a predicted model, not a curated record. The transcript is spliced from 3 exons.